Molecule: messenger RNA, 712 nt
Organism: Tripterygium wilfordii
Lineage: Eukaryota; Viridiplantae; Streptophyta; Magnoliopsida; Celastrales; Celastraceae
Exons: 2
Coding region: 301-540 (79 amino acids)
Source: RefSeq, a predicted model, not a curated record
AUGGCUGACAGGGCCUAAACUCGAGCUGUCAGAUCUUUGAUUGAGCAAGACAAACCUUACUAUAGAGUUCCUUAUCCUUAAUACAAAAGUUUCAGAAUUCUGAGUUUGGAAGCUGUCCUCAACAUUUGUUGGAUAUAAUAAUAGAGUGACAGGUGGAGGUGUUUCCAUGAUAUAAGGGUCCUCCUAUGGCCUAAUAAUCGCACUUUGAAUGCUGACCAAAUCCUAGCAUCAAACCUUUGAUAUAAAGUCUUCAUCAUUCUUUUCCAUGCCAAUCUGAGCUGUGGUACUGUAGCCUGGAUCAUGAUGAGUUCAAGAACUGAGAGGGAAACUACGACUACAAAUGCAGAUGGAAUGGUGGAAAGAAGAGUGGAGACGACAGAUUUUCGGUCAUCGGCAGGGCAAGGGCAAGAGCAGAGGGAUGUGCAGGUGAUUCACGAGCCCAAAAUUGAUUCAAAGACCAGUGGAGGUACAUUGGCUGGUGCUGCAGCUGCCGCGGCGACCGCGCUCCAGUCUGCCCAGAAUGCCAUAUCUGGAAAAUAAGAAUUGGCCAGAGAAUCAAUCUCUUGGAGAUCUUGUCCCGAUUCCUUAAUAUAUUUUGUUUAAAACUUUGUUUCAAAUAUCUUCUAGGCAGAGUAUUAAUCAAUACUUGUGUCGAAAAUCUCUUGUGUAAUCUUAUCUUAAAAAGAAUCUGUUAUGUAAAUGGCUAAUUGUA